Molecule: messenger RNA, 969 nt
Organism: Apiotrichum porosum
Lineage: Eukaryota; Fungi; Basidiomycota; Tremellomycetes; Trichosporonales; Trichosporonaceae
Exons: 4
Coding region: 1-969 (322 amino acids)
Source: RefSeq, a predicted model, not a curated record
AUGCCGUACAUCUCCACAGAGGCCCUGGUGGGAGCCGCACUCAUCGUCGUCCUCGCCUUUGGAUACCAGUACACAUCCACACCCAACACAGACGGCUCACAGUCCGCCAGCAAGAAGAACAAGAAGAACAAGAAGAAGAAGUCAAAGGGUGGCGCCGCAGAUGAACCCUCCUCCAUCCCUGCGAGCGAGAUCGAGUCCGAUGCCCCCCAGUCCACCAAGAAGAACAAGGGCAAGGGCAAGGGCAAGAAUGUCGCCGCCGUCGCUCCUGUAGUCCAGGUGGUGAAGGCUCCCUCGCCUUCACCGUCGCCGACGCCGACGCCUGAACCCGUGGCCGCUCCCUCCUUUGCCGACGCAGCGGCUGGGGGCCAGAGCAAGCCCAGCAAGCCCAGGACACUGGCUGAGAAGCUUGUUCCCAAGCCUCGCAAGACCAAGGUUGACGACAUGCUCGAGCCCGAGGACCGCGCACCCCACCUCGCUCGUGUGAUGAAGAUUGCGCCCACCGCCCCUCCUCCGUCUGCCUUCGCGUCGAAUGACCGUGUCGAGAAGUUUGAGGAUGACUAUGAAGACUCGGACUCGGACUCGGGCUCGGCCACGGAGGACACUCCAGCUCCAGCUCCAGGCGCCAAGCGCCAGGACGAUGGGUGGAACGUUGUGGCUGCCAAGAAGAAGCCCGUGUCGAUCGGCAUCGGUGGAAGCUCGGCUCCUGUUGUGCACAACACGUACGACGGCCAGACCAAGAUCCAGCGCAAGAACCAAAAGAAGAAUGAGGUCAAGAAGGCUGCAAAGGCGGAUGCCGAAGCAGACCGACUCCGCCGACUGGCCAUGCACAAGCGUGACCUCGAGCGUGAACGUAUCAACGAGAUUUACUCGCAGUCGAAGCAGAAGAAGGUCACCAAGCAGUUUGGAAAGGUGGUUGGUGGUGGCUCCACGGCGAGUGUCAGCGACUCUGGCAAGCUGGUGUGGGAUUAG